GUUGAUGUUCAAUCAUAUUCUAUGCAUAUGAUGAGUUGCUUUUUUUGGAAUCAUACGUUUUAAAAGAAUGCACCAAUUUUAUUAAAUUGCCUCCCCUCUGUUUCUUUUUUUCUUUCCUUCAUUUAACCUUUUUUUUCGUUAUACAUAUAUAUAUUUUUAUUAUGGAAAACGCAAGUGCGAUGGUAAAAUCAUGGUAUAAAUUAGCAAAUGAUCUUACAGUAUUAUUGAGUGAAACAUAUUCUUGUGAUGUCAUAAUCAAAGUUGGAGAAGAAAAUGAUUUCGAAACAUUUAAAGCUCAUUCUUUAAUAUUACGUGCUCGAUCGGAUUAUUUUAAAGCUGCGUUAUCAACUACAUGGUCAAGAAAGAAUUCUGAUGGAUUUUAUGUUAUAAAAUUAUAUAACAUGAACAUUUCAUAUGAUAUUUUUUACGAAGUGUUAUUCUAUAUCUACGGAGGCUAUGUUUUAGCUUAUGAUUUAGAAGUUACCGAAAAACUUCAAUUAAUGAUAGCAGCGGAUGUUUUGAUGUUAGAUCACCUUAUUAAUUUUCUAGAAGAAGAUUUAAUUUGCCGUGAAAUAGAUUAUGUUAAUAAAUAUACGAGCGAAGUGCUUCUUACAGUCGUACAAAUUUUGGGUUGUAAAGAACUCUUAAAGAUCUGCGAGAAAAAAUUGUUACUUCAACCCAAAAAUUUGUUUUAUUCCGAAGAAUUCUUAUCAAUUCCACGUAAUUACUUGAUUAGUUUACUGGAGCGUAAUGUCUUAGGAUUAAAUGAAAUUACUAUUUGGAAUCGAGUUCUUAAUUGGGCUAUACAUAAUACACCGGAAUGUAUAUCACUUAACAUGAAUAAUAUAGCAGAUUGGACUAUAGAACAAGUUGAUGCUUUAAAAGCGAAUAUUGAUGAAUUCUUACUAUUAAUUAGAUUCUUCAAAAUGGAACCUAAACGUUUUAUUGAAAAAGUUGGACCUUUUAAACAAAUUUUUGAAGAAGAUUUAUAUGAUGAAAUCAUCAAGUAUCAUGAAAAAUCUAUAGAUUUUGAACCGACAUAUGAAGUUUUACCUUUAAGACUUAAUUCAGUUCUUCUUAACGAAUCAUGUUUAAAACCAAUUUCAUCUUGGAUUGAUUUGCCGAAAGAUAAGAGAAAUGAUUGGUAUAAUAAAUAUGAAAAAACGAAUAUAAAAAUAAAUUAUGAAGAAAUUCCAUACGAUUUUCAUAUUUUAUAUCGAUGUCUAGGAACUAAAUUAACUGAAACAGGAUGGUGUAAAUAUGUCUAUAAUCAAGGCCCAACUUUAACUGUCAUUAAAAUAAAAGAUGAUUCAGUACCAUUAAUCUUUGGAGGUUAUAGAAAUAUAAGUUGGUCUGAAGAAAAUAAUGAAAAUGGAAUUGGUGGAGAUGGAUUUACAUUUUAUUCUUAUGAUAUAAAUGGUUAUAUAAAAUUUCGAUGGGUUGACAAGCAUCUUGCUUUAAAUAUGCAUCUAGGUAGUAGAAAUAAUUCCUAUGAUUUUAGGCGAGGAAAAAGUAUAUACAUAGACGAGAUAUAUACUAUAGAUACUUUUGAAGUUUUUAAAGUUGUAAAAAAAGAAGAUUUAUAAUGGAGUAAUAAUGUAUGAUAACAAUUCGUAUAAUAAUGAUUAAAAAUAGUAAUAUUUCGGAUAAAUGAAAUUAAGUGUUCUUAAUAUAUAGUAAAUUUUCCUUUAGUUCAUAAAAUUUAUUUCUUGGUCAUCUCAUUAAACUAUUUAUUCAACGAUACCUGUUCUUAGGGAUCGGUCUAUAAAUUAUUUAAUAAACCCGCGAAAUGAUAAAAUAAUAUAAAAUUUUCAACCUUUCGCUAUAAUUUUAUCAUGUGACUCCUUGAAAAUUUG
This is a messenger RNA of Rhizophagus irregularis DAOM 181602=DAOM 197198, 1856 nucleotides long. RefSeq lists its product as uncharacterized. NCBI's taxonomy places the organism in Eukaryota, Fungi, Glomeromycota, Glomeromycetes, Glomerales, Glomeraceae. Gene Ontology annotation, molecular function: protein binding. The record is from RefSeq and is a predicted model, not a curated record.